This is a messenger RNA of Jaculus jaculus (lesser Egyptian jerboa), 5981 nucleotides long. RefSeq names its product TOPBP1 interacting checkpoint and replication regulator (gene Ticrr). Gene Ontology annotation, molecular function: chromatin binding. The transcript is spliced from 22 exons. Gene Ontology annotation, cellular component: nucleus. Gene Ontology annotation, biological process: mitotic G2 DNA damage checkpoint signaling; regulation of DNA-templated DNA replication initiation; response to ionizing radiation. Lineage: Eukaryota; Metazoa; Chordata; Mammalia; Rodentia; Dipodidae. The record is from RefSeq and is a predicted model, not a curated record. The coding region runs from base 1 to 5709 and encodes 1902 amino acids.
AUGGCGUGCUGUCACAAGGUCAUGCUUCUGGUGGACACGGCGGGCGGCGCCGCUCGCCACAGCCCGGUGCGGCUGGUGGCCCUGCGCCUCCUCACUUACCUGAGUUGUCGGUUCGGCCUGGCCCGGCUCCACUGGGCCUUCAAGUUCUUUGACUCGCAGGGGGCGCGGAGCCGGCCGUCCCGCGUGUCUGACUUCCGAGAACUGGGGACCCGCUCGUGGGAGGACUUCGAGGAAGAGCUGGAGGUCAGGCUCGGCGACGGCCCUCGCGGCGCCCACCUGCCCGGCCCGGCUCCCAGGGCCACCCACACGCACGGCGCCCUCAUGGAGACCCUGCUAGACUACCAGUGGGACCGGCCCGAGAUCACCUCGCCCACCAAGCCGAUCCUGCGCAGCAGCGGGAGGAGACUGCUGGACGCCGAGAGCGAGGCCCGCGAGGCCGAGGCGGCGCUCGGGGGCUUCGGGAACACCAUCUUCCUCCUGGCGCCCUGUCCGCACUCGCAGCGGGAGCUGCUGCAGUUCGUGUCCGGGUGCCAGGCCCAGGCUCAGCGCGGGGUGCUCACUCCCAAACAGGUGACCGAGAAGCUCCUGCCCAAGAGAGUCCAGGAGGUCAUGAUCGCCCGAAAUAUCACCCUGUACUGGGUGGACUCCACCGAGUGGUCUAAGUUGUGGGAAUCCCCAGACCACAUUGGAUACUGGACAGUUUGUGAACUGCUCCGUCUCGGAGGAGGCACUGUAUUGCCAGCUGAAACUUUCAGCCGGGGUUUUCCCAAGGCUGAAGAAACAAUGCUGGGGAAUGAAGGCAAGCUGUUAGAUGAACCUCGCCUUUCCCCUUGGAUCCCCGCUCUGCCAACUGAUGCAGCUUUAAACUGUUUGCUUUAUAAUUCUCCUGAGUAUGAUGCCUCAUUUCCACGGAUAGAAGGAACGUUAUUCCUCCCUAGUAAAGAUAAAGAGAUUCAAGAAACAUGGACAAUCUCCCUAGAACCCUUAGCCAUGCAUCAGAGACAUUUUCAGAAGCCAGUCAGAAUUUUUCUGAAAGGCUCUGUGGCCCAGUGGUCUCUCCCAGUGAGUGGCACUUUAGGCACUGACAGCUGGAUGCUACAAAGUCCAGAGGAGCACAAGUCAAUUCAAAGGCUAUCAUUUCAACAGCUAGUAAGCAGGCUAACUGCUGAAGAGUUACAUCUGGUUGCCAGUGUGGACCCUGGUGAGGACUGGCCCACCAUCACUGGGGUCAUUUCCCCUCUCUCUGCUAAUGCUAUGAUACUCACUGUGCUCUACAACAAAGAGACUGAGUUUCAACGACAUUUUCUGCAAACAGUUGUGCCUGAAGGUCCCCAGGAUACAGCUUCCUUUUUCUCAGGUGUUGUGGAUGAUGUACUAAGCCAGAUUCAUAAUUCAUUUGAAGAUCCUCCAUCUUCUGUUCCCCCCGUUCCAGAGUGGGCCCAACAGGAGCUUGGCCGCACCAUUCCCUGGAGUCCUGCUGUUGUGGAAAAGUGGUUUCCUUUCUCUAAUAUUAGUGGUGCCAGUUCACAUUUGAUGGAAUCAUUUUGGUUACUACAGGCUGCCUCAGCUAAUAAGGAAGAGUCCUCUAAAACUGAAAGUGAAUUAACAUGUUGCCUUUCUGAGCUCUACCAGAGAAAAUCUCAUGAGGAAUCUGCUGUACCUAAUAGAGAAGAAAGCCGAAAGAAACGUGGUAUUCCUCGCACUCCAGUGAGACAGAAGAUGAACACCAUGUCCCGUUCCUUGAAGAUGCUGAACGUGGCAAGGCUGAAUGUGAAAGCUCAGAAGUUACAUCCAGAUGGCAGUCCAGACAUGGCUGUGGAGAAAGGGCUCCAGAAGACAGCUGGUGGAAGAAUGGCAGAUAAACUGGAAGACAAAGGAAGAACAUUAAGAAGUUCUAAACUUAAAGAUCUUAAAACUGAAGAGGAGCUACUAUCUUAUAUACAUGAAAGUUACCGAAAGACUCUGACGGCAGGAGAAGCCACAUUGUAUUCUUGUGCUCAGAACAUGGUUUCAACCAUUAAAGCUUUUCUAAAAUCAAAAGGCACCAAGGAAUUAGAAGUAAACUGCCUGAAUCAUGUGAAAAGUAACCUCUUAAAAACUAGUAAAAGUCUUCGACAGAAUCUAGGGAAAAAACUGGAUAAAGAAGACAAAGUCAAAGAGUGCCAGCUUCAGGUGUUUCUUCGCCUGGAAAUGUGUCUGCAGUGCCCUUCAGUACUGGAAAGUACAGAUGAGAUGGAGCAGGUAGUGGAGGAGGUGACAGAUCUGCUGCGUAUGGUGUGUCUCACCAAGGACUCGGCAUACCUCUCAGAGUUUCUGGAGGAGAUUUUGAGAUUGUACAUUGGCUCCAUCCCAACAACAAUUGGAAAACUUUAUCACAGCCUGGGGUUUUCGAUUCCUCAGAAGUUAGCUGAUGUCCUUCCUACAGAAUUUUUCAGUGAUGACUCCAUGACACAAGAGAGCAAGUCACCUCUUCGUUCUGUGCCUCUUUCAUCAUGUGCUCCCAGAUCAGUGUUGGGCAGCACUGAAUCUGACCAGCUGGAGGAGCUGCGGACCCGAUCAGCCAAGAAGAGAAGGAAAAAUGCAUUAAUAAGACAUAAAAGCCUUGCAGAGGUUUCACAGAAUCUACGGCAAAUUGAAGUUCCCAAAGUGUCCAAAAGAGCUGUGAAAAACGAGAGUUCACAUCCUGCUCCUGUGCAGCCUCCAAUCCCUGUGAAGGACACAGGCCAAGAAGUGACCAAAGUUCGAAGAAAUCUCUUCAACCAGGAAAUGCUUUCUCCUUCAAAGAGAUCACUUAAGCGGGGGCUGCCUAGAAGCCAGUCUGUGUCAGCCAUGGAAUGUCUACACCAAAAACCUGACUUCAAGAAGACCAAAAGUACUACAUUUCAUGGUUAUCACAAACUGCUGACUAAGCAUGUGGCCGAGACCCCAGUCCACAAGCAAAUCUCCAGGAGGCUGCUCCAAAGACAAAUCAAGGGCAGAUCCUCUGAUCCUGGUCCUGAUAUUCAUGUGGUUGAAGAGUCCCCGGUAAAAGGCGAGGGCGAAAUAAUUUUGAGACGAAGUCCUCGAAUCAAGCAAUUGUCAUUUAGCAGAACAAAGUCUGGUUCCUUCUAUUCUGUAUCUCAGCCAAAGUCUCGGAGUGUUCAAAGAGUCCAUUUGUUCCAGGAGAUGAAGUCAGACCAAAGAGAAAAUUCACCAGUCCAAAGUAUUCAGUCUCCCAAGAGGCUUCUUUUUGGGGCAGUAUCUGUGAUGUCCAGCCCCUCAGAGAAGGCUUCAGCCCGAACUAGAAGACCCUCGAGAAACACACUAGAUUCUGAGAUGCCUACAGAUUGCCAGACGCCCAAGAAGAGUUACCAGAAAUCUCCAAGCUUUUUUAACACUACACCAAGAAGGCUUCCUCGUACACCACAGACCCCACUAUACACUCCAGAAAGGCAGCAAAACUCCCCUGUAGAAAUGACAGUAGCAGAGCAGGCCAUUUCUAAGGCAUCCUUAGAAAACUCCUCACACGGCUGUGGCUCACCACUGGCAUCACAAGUCACUCCUCAGAAGGGAACCUCCCCAACAAGAGAUAGGUCCUCUCUUCUGGCCACAAAAAUUCUUAGAACACCCAAGCGGUCAGGUGCAUGUCCACCUGGGUUUUUAUCAAACAGUGCACAGCAACCAGCAGUGAAUUCUAGUCCAGAACAUCCCUAUUGUCCAGCAUCCCCAGUUCCCUUGACUUCCCAGCCCAAGAAUGAGUGUCUGAGCCCCAGAUACUCCUUUAGAACACCUCCAAGGGCAAUAGCCAACACGGGCACACCUGAGCAUCAGAAAUGCAGACAGCCCCAUCACAGGGCUUGUCAGGUACAAGAACCAGCACAGAAACUAAAGCAUAAAGCUGUCAAAAUCCCAAAGAAACCAGAAGAUACAAUUACAGCUUUCCCCCCAUCUGUUUCUCCAAAGAAACAAUUUACCUCUCCUACAUGUAAUGUCAUGAGCCCACUCAGAAAAUCUUUGUCAAUGUCCCCUCCCCCUAGAGAAAUGGAUUGGAAAGAGCUCCAGAGGUCACCAAGAAUAGAUUUAUCUGUCUCCUGUUCUUUUCCCUCAACUCCACCCAAAAACCUACAAGGAGCUACCUCUAACCUCAUGCCCCCUCCCCCACCAUCUAAACUUGGGAGACAUUGUACUAAAACUUCAAGUCCUCAACAAGUUUUCCUAGAGUGCCAGCCUGGCCCCUCUGAUGUUCCUGAACUCUCCACAGCUACCAGCGCAACUGCCCUUGCAGGCCCUAGAGAGGGUCAGAAGGAAGAGAGCCUGUCUCAGUCUCCUAAAGAACAGAGUUACCUGGGCCCUGGUUUGAGGAGUCACUGGCAAGAAUCCCCUCCUUUGCUCAUUGUAGAUGACGCUGAGUACCUCACUCUGCCUGAUGAAGCCAAACACGCUGGCCUUGAGAGCCAUAGGGGCAAAAGUGACAGCUUGCCAGAGGAAGGUGAGGGGCCAAGGACAGCACUUGCUGAUGAGCCCCCCGCUGUGUCUGGCCCUGGGCUCCCUUCAGCAGCAUCUUCUGUGUUGAGCUCCCCUGAACGGCCGUCCUAUGCCCUUUGCUACACUACAGACAGGAGGCCACACCAGGCUGCGGCACAGCAAGAGAACCUGCAAGCUUUGCAGACCCCUGGCAGCCCUCUGGCCUAUGAGGUCGAGCUGGAGAUGCAAGCUUCUGGACUUCCGCAGCUGUGGAUUAAAAAGGUGGAUCCUGGCACUCUUUUGGAAGCUGAGGCCCUUGGAAAUGUGAACCCUCUAGCGGAGGAUGGUUCCCUCCCUACCCUAAGCAUGGCCAGAAGCACUAGGGCCUCUGGUAAAGCUGAGCACACCUAUCUGUCACCCCCCUGCCUCCGCCCUGCUCACAGCACUCCUGGCAAGAGUGGGGGGCAAACCUAUAUCUGCCAGUCCUGUACCCCUUCCCACUGCCCCUCCAAUACCCCAUCUCCAUUUCAAGCAGAUGUUGGAGUUCCUUGGACACCAUCCCCAAAACAGAAUGGGAAGACCACUCCUGAUACCAUCAAAGAUUGGCCCCGCAAGAAAAGGGCAGUGGACUGCAGCACUGGGCCCUCUGCUGGGAGGUGUGAGGCCAGCAUGGACCUCUCUGGGGCCUUGUUGCUUGAGCCUGAGCCUGAGGGGAAGGAGCAAAGCCCUGAACCUGGCCUCCACAAGGCUCCUAUCUUGGAAGACUUUGAGCUGGAAGGUGUAUGUCAACUGCCAGACCAGUCACCUCCAAGGACCAGUGUAUCUAAGGCUGAGGAGGCAGCCUGGGGACAUUUUGGGUUGGGCUCCAGGAAGAGAGUCCUGUCUGCCAAAGAAGCUGAGUAUAGAGCAAAGAGGGUCUGUGACCCCCCGAGUGAAGACUCCGAAGCCAGCAAGCAUGAAGAAGAGUGCCCAUGUUGGAGUGUGCCGCCACUUCCCUCUGUCGGGGAUGAUGAGGUGUUUGUUUCUGGGUCCACCCCACCUCCCAGCUGUGCUGUACGGAACUGCCUGUCUGCCAGUGGUCUGCAGGCCCUGACCCAGUCUCCUCUGCUGUUCCAGGGAAGGACGCCAUCCUCUAAGUGCAAGGACACCCGAGAUGAGGAUGCAGAUGUAUUUCCCUCCACUGCUGGAGAGUCUCCUUUCAGCCAAAACAUCACCCGGAGACGGCCCUUCAGCAGAUCUUACACACGGAAGAAGCUGAUGAGCUAGUCCAGGUGGAAUGCAGCCAAAGGACUCAGAACUGCAAGCCCUACCCAGCCCGGCCAGAUUUCCUGUAUUCCCAGAGAGAAGUGCUUCCGAGUGGCUCCCAGAUGCUUACCAUCAAAGAAAUCCAGCCAUGUUCCCAGAGCAAGAGUGGUCAGGGGUUCAAUGUCAUCCUUAGCGCCACAGCAAAUUUGAGGACAGCCUGGGCAAUUAUAGGGAUCUGGCCCCAGGCUUCUUUUCAGUGUUGAAAUUCCCACUAAAAUGCCUCAUGGUUUUCA